GCCGCUACGCCGACAGGAAGGAGCUGCUGGGUUUGCGGAGGUCUGUGAUAAACGCGCAAGAAGGUAGUUUAGCUCCUCGAGUCGGAAUCAUGUCUAUGUCCCAUUUGUAUGGGCGUAGAGGAGACGAGGAGGAUGAAGAUGGAGUCGAGAUCGAGAAGUUCGAGGUGUCUGAAUGGGAUUUGGCCAAUGAGUUUAACCCAGAGAGACGACGUCACAGACAGACCAAAGAGGAGGCUACUUACGGCAUAUGGGCCGAGCAUGACUCUGAUGAUGAGAGGCCCAGCUUUGGAGGCAAGAGAUCAAAAGACUACACAGCGCCUGUGAACUUUGUGAGUGGUGGCCUGCAGAAGAAUGCAGCCAAGGAGAAAGAGCAGGGGGGCUCUGAUGACUCGGAAGAGGGUGAAGAAGCGCCUCCGCCACCCCGCGCUUCUGCACCCAGAAAGCUUCAGACGGGUGGGAACUUUAAGACUUCUCAAAAGACGUUUGCGGGAAAUAUCCGGCCGGGCCAGGACAUCGGUACCUGGGAGAAACACACAAGAGGGAUUGGUCAGAAGCUUCUGCAGAAGAUGGGCUACAUUCCGGGCAAAGGCCUCGGCAAAAACGCGCAGGGUAUUGUAAACCCAAUUGAGGCUAAAGUGCGGAAGGGCAAAGGAGCUGUGGGGGCGUAUGGCAAUGAGAGGACUCAGCAGUCCCUGCAGGACUUCCCUGUUGUAGACUCAGAGGAGGAAGAGGAACAGGAGUUUCAGCGGGAAUUGGGUCAAUGGCGUAGAGAGCCUGGAGCAGGAAAGAAAAAGCCAAAAUAUUCCUACAAAACUGUGGAGGAGCUAAAGGCUCAUGGGAAACUUACCAACAAGGGCAUGAGUAAACCAGCUGGAGAACUUGCUCAGGUCAAGGUGAUAGAUAUGACAGGCAGGGAGCAGAAGGUGUACUACAGCUACAGCCAGAUGAGUCAGAAGCACAGCGUUCCUGAGGAGGCUCCAUUGAGUGCGAGUGUACGAGAGCAGAAGAGCACAGUUUUUGCUUUGCCUGAACUCGAACACAACCUCAAACUGCUCAUUGAGCUCACAGAGCAGGACAUUUUGCAGAGUGCUCGGCGUCUGCAGCAUGAGCGGGACACAGUAGUGUCUCUGACGCAUGAGAGCUCCGCCCUGCAGACGAGGCUGAGCGAGGAGGCGGAGGCUGUGGAGAGGCUAGAGCGGGUGCUGGAGCUGGUGGAGCGGCUGGAGACAGCUGGAGAGGGGGGUGGACCCCCGCUCAGCCUCCAGGAGUGCGCGGAGGCCUUUCAGCAACUGCAGACAAGCUUCUACCAGGAAUACAAGAGCAUGGGGCUCGCCGACCUCGCUGUGUCUGUAGUGCAUCCACUGCUGACCGAAAAGCUCAAAAGCUGGGAUCCUCUGAAGGACUGUUCAUAUGGUUUAGAAGAAGUGGGUCAGUGGAGGGCCAUUCUAGAGGGCACGCAACUUCAACAUGCCGCUCUUGACACUAGCAGUAUGGAUCCCUACCACAGAUUGAUAUGGGAGGUAUGGGUUCCAGUGCUGAGGGGCUGCGUGGCUCAAUGGCAGCCCAGGAACGUGGGGCCGAUGGUGGACUGUGUGGACUGCUGGGCUCCUGUGCUGCCUCUCUGGAUCCUGGACUACGUGCUGGAGCAGCUCAUCUUCCCACGGCUACAGAAAGAGGUGGAUAAUUGGAACCCACUGACAGACACAGUGCCCAUCCACUCCUGGAUCCACCCGUGGCUGCCACUUAUGCAGGCGCGCCUGGAGCCACUGUACCCGCCUAUCCGCAGUAAACUGGCCCAUGCACUACAGCGCUGGCACCCCAGUGAUGCCUCUGCCAGGCUCAUCUUGCAGCCCUGGAAAGAUGUCUUCACUCCGGGAGCCUGGGAGGCUUUCAUGGUCAAAAACAUUGUCCCUAAGCUAGCUCUGUGUCUUGGGGAGCUGGUGGUGAACCCACAUCAGCAGCUGGUUGAACCAUUCACUUGGGUGAUGGACUGGGAGGGCAUGCUGUCUCUUUCAACCAUGGUGGGAUUACUUGACAAGCACUUCUUCAACAAAUGGCUACAGGUGUUGUGUUCCUGGCUGAGUAACAGUCCUAACUAUGAGGAGAUCACUAAGUGGUAUUUGGGCUGGAAGAGCAUGCUUUCAGAGGCACUGAUCAGUCACCCAGUCAUUAAGGAGAAGCUCAACGAGGCUCUCGACAUCAUGAACAGAGCUGUGGCCUCUGGGCUUGGAGGCUACAUGCAGCCUGGCGCGAGGGAGAACAUUGCGUAUUUGACCCAGACAGAGAGGAGGAAGGACUUCCAGUACGAGGUUCCAGCACAGCAGCAAGAGCGGCGUGAGGUGGAGAGCAAUGUCCCACGACCUCCAGGCACCGCCCCUGUCCCCACAUCAAUACCUACCAACUUUAAAGACUUGAUCCAGGCCAAGGCGGAGGAGAACGGCAUCGUCUUCAUGCCUCUAGUGGGCAAACGGCACAUGGGCAAGCAGCUGUACACAUUCGGCAGGAUUAUGAUCUACAUCGAGCGGGGAGUUGUUUUCGUCCAGGGCAAAAAGACCUGGGUUCCUACGUCUCUACAGAGUCUCAUUGAUAUGGCCAAGUAAGAGACUAACAGAAGGGGGAAAGAUCUCAACCUGUUCUCAGUUGAGUCUGUCAGUUUGGUGGAUUUGUUAUUCUGUGACUGUAUAGUAUGUUGUAUUAUACAUUUGUAAAACUUUCAGUCCUUGAGUGAGAAAUAAACAUAUUUUUUUGGAAAUUAA
This is a messenger RNA of Colossoma macropomum (tambaqui), 2756 nucleotides long. RefSeq names its product tuftelin interacting protein 11 (gene tfip11). The record is from RefSeq and is a predicted model, not a curated record. NCBI's taxonomy places the organism in Eukaryota, Metazoa, Chordata, Actinopteri, Characiformes, Serrasalmidae. Gene Ontology annotation, biological process: spliceosomal complex disassembly. Gene Ontology annotation, molecular function: nucleic acid binding. Gene Ontology annotation, cellular component: U2-type post-mRNA release spliceosomal complex. Bases 90 to 2600 code for a protein of 836 amino acids. The transcript is spliced from 14 exons.